GGAUUCAUCUGGAGGGUCCCUUCAUCAGCAAAGAGAAGAAGGGGGCUCACCCAGAAAAUUGCCUCCGUACUUUUGAGUCGGGAGCCUUUCAGGAUUUGCUGGCCAUGUAUGGGAGCCUGGAUUGCGUCCGGAUUGUCACUUUAGCCCCUGAGAUAAAACGCAGUGGUGAAGUGAUCCAGGAGCUGACCAAGAGAGGCAUCUGCGUAUCACUGGGUCACUCUGUGGCUAAUUUAUCUCAGGCUGAGAUGGCUGUUGGUCAGGGAGCUACCUUCAUUACUCACCUCUUCAAUGCCAUGUUACCUUUUCACCAUCGAGACCCCGGGAUUGUGGGACUUCUCACAAGCGACAAGAUUCCUCCCGGCCAGCAAGUAUUUUACGGCAUGAUCUCAGAUGGGAUCCAUACGAAUCCUGCUGCUCUGAGAAUCGCACACCGGGCCCAUCCUCAAGGUCU
Molecule: messenger RNA, 451 nt
Organism: Thamnophis sirtalis
Lineage: Eukaryota; Metazoa; Chordata; Lepidosauria; Squamata; Natricidae
Source: RefSeq, a predicted model, not a curated record